Myzus persicae (green peach aphid) is the source of this 1230-nucleotide messenger RNA. RefSeq lists its product as uncharacterized. The coding region runs from base 267 to 1136 and encodes 289 amino acids. The transcript has 2 exons. The record is from RefSeq and is a predicted model, not a curated record. NCBI's taxonomy places the organism in Eukaryota, Metazoa, Arthropoda, Insecta, Hemiptera, Aphididae.
UGUGAUGGUUACUACCAUAAUAUAUAGUUAUAUCAGUAUAUUAUGUAGUAUGUACCUGAUAGACUGAUCAUUGUACGUAUUGUAGAGAGUCACUAUCUUUUAUAGCCAAGAUAAAAUAUCAAUAACUGAUUAAAUUCUCUCGUUACUUGUUUAAUUUUUGUAAAACCGAUGCUCGUGCAAUAAUACUUUAGUGUCUGUGCGUGUAUCAUACUCGUUGCAUCGGUUUUAUAGUUUUCAACGUUCAAAAUUAUUAUAUUUUACUUAAUAUGGCUGAAUUUAUCGAAAGUAAUCGUGGUAAACCGUUAUUAGUUUUAGAUUGUUAUAAAUUUAGUAUCGGAUCAGUGAACAAAAAAACUAAUUCAACACGUUGGCGAUGUAUUCGAAGAGAUUGUGAUGCUAAACUUCCAAACAAGACUACCGAAACUUACAUUCAUGCAUUUCACUUGAUAUUACAGAAAUGCACUUCUUUAGGUGUAACAUUAUUGCCUCAGUAUGUAACGACAGAUUAUGAAAAAGCAAUAAUUAACGCAGUCCAUGAAAUUUGGCCACAAAUUCAAAUUAUUGGGUGUAGGUUCCACUUAACCCAAGCUUGGUAUCGCCAAAUCCAAAAAGUAGGACUGGCUACUGAAUAUCAAGACCGAUCUUCAGAAAUUGGAUUAUGGUUGCGCCACACUUUUGGAUUGCUUUUUCUAGAACCAAAUAAUGUUUUAGAUUGUUUUCUUCAAAACUUUAUGGCUGAUCGUCCUAUAGAUGAUAAAGUUAUCAAAUAUGCAGACUAUCUCAUUGACAACUAUUUAACAGACGAUUGUGACUAUCCUCCAGAAAUAUGGGCAUCAGCAAGUUCUAGUUUACAACGCACGACUAAUAACUGUGAAUCCUUCCAUGCAAAUUUCAAUCGAAGCUUUUAUAAAGAAUCUCCAUCCAUAUUUAAUUUGCUUGCGGUUUUAAUUGAUGAGGUACAAACUGAAAUUUAUAUAAAACUUAGAAGUGUUCACUUGCCAAACCGUACUCAAGAUCGAUCAAUCAGAGAGAGAAAAUCCAAAAAUGAAAAAUAUAUAUCAGAUUAUCAAAACGGACAACUUGACAGGUAUGAUUUUGUUAAGUUGGUUUCAAACAAUUAUUUCAAACAAAUGUAAUGAAAAGCGCUAACAAAACUCAGACGACGACAGAACACAAUUAUAUUGACCUUAUAUCAUUUUUUUUUAUAUAAUAUAUCUUAUAUUUUUAAUA